CAUUGCCACUUGCAUAGACGACAAGAUGAAGUUUUUACUUCUGCUGGUGAUGCUGACAGCAUGUGCUGCUACUCCUCAAGAUCUUUCAGGUAAAAUGUUCACCUUCCCACAACAGACCAACACCGCUCAUGUGAGACUGAAUACAACAAGAGAGGAUUUCAGUGCUGUGACUGUCUGUCUCAGGAGUUUUACAGACCUCAGCAGAAAUCACGUCCUGUUCUCUCUGGCCACACCGUCUGCUGCAAAUGACUUCCUGCUUUUCAAGAGGGCUGCAGCCAAUCAGAUCGAAAUAUCUGCCAGAAAUGUUGGUGCACUAUUUGAUGGUCAGGAAUACACACUGAACACAUGGCUGUCUGUCUGUGCCACCUGGGACUCUACGUCCGGACUGGGACAGUUGUGGCUGAAUGGAAAGCCCAGUUCCAGGAAAUUCACCAGCACUGGAUCAAACAUCAGAGGACGCGCCAUCAUUACCUUAGGACAGGAGCAGGAUUCUCAUGGUGGAGGAUUCGAUGCCAACCAGUCUUUGGUUGGCAUGAUCUCUGAUGUCCACAUGUGGGACUACGUCCUCUCAAACUGUGAAAUCCACCGUUACAUGGACAACCUCAAUUUCACACCGGGGAAUGUGCUCAACUGGAGGGCGCUUGACUUCCAGAUCAGAGGAAGAGUCCUGCUGGAAGAAAAACAAGCUAUCUGUUACUAAAUGGCCAAAUGAAGAGUUUAAAUGUCUUAUAAAGUCAAAAUCUGAGUUUCCAUUGUUUUAUGUCCAGUGCAAAGAUUAUCAGUGCCAUUCAUUUAUGUUGAAUCAGCAGUUACUGAAAAGGAAGUGAUUUCAUUUUCAACAGGUUUCCCUGUCUCUUCAGCAUCAAGUACAAUAUUCUUUCCAGAUGUUUCUGUUGUUGAUUAUGUCACUUGUAACAUUCAUUUUAUUAUCAAUAUUCUUCCUCUUUUAUUAGCAUCAUUAUUCAGGUUUGGUUGGCAGUGUUUGCCACAACCUUUCAUUGUGAUUUGUGAGUGUUGAUUGUCUGUACCACACACAUACAACCUUAGAUUUUUCUAAGCCAACCAUUAAAGCUGAACUGAACAUGAAA
Molecule: messenger RNA, 1088 nt
Organism: Myripristis murdjan (pinecone soldierfish)
Lineage: Eukaryota; Metazoa; Chordata; Actinopteri; Holocentriformes; Holocentridae
Product: C-reactive protein-like
Exons: 5
Coding region: 26-700 (224 amino acids)
Source: RefSeq, a predicted model, not a curated record